AUGGGUUGUUUUGCAUCAAGAAUUGAUGAAGAAGAGAGGGUGAGAAUUUGCAAGGAGAGGAAGAUGCUGAUGAAAAAGUUGUUAAGAUAUCGGGAAGAAUUUGCUAAUGCUCAGUUGGCAUACCUGAGAUCGUUGAAAAAUACUGGAGUUACCCUUAGGCAGUUUACUGAAUCUGAGUCACUGGAACUUGAGGACCCCACUUCUGUUCCUGCAUUGCCUCCUUCCUCUUCGAGCCAUUUGCCACGUUCUCCUCCACCUCCGCCUGCUUUCAGCCCCGAUUUGAGAAAGUUUGAGAAACACCUGAAGGUUCAAGUUGCACAUGGAGAAAUAGUAGAAGUUGAUGAUGAGAGUAGUCACACCCCACCACCACCUCCAGUUCCUAACUCUACGUGGGAAUAUUGGGAUCCAUUUGCUUCUUCCAUGUUUGAAUGUCAUAGAAUUUGUGACAAUGUGGAGCAGGUUGAGGAGGAAAAUUGGGAAGAGGCAAAUACUGAAUUUGUGGAAGAAGAUGAUGAGGAUGAUGUUGUUACCACUGGCAAUGUUGUUAUGCAUUCCAGGAGGCAGCAGACUGUUGAACUGGUUGAUGAUGAUUCAUCAAUGAUGCGCUGGGAUUCAAGGGGUACUGCAGAUAAGGCUAUGGUUGUUUGGCGGAGUAAGACCUUGACCAGUAUUGCUAAGGACUUGGAUGAAUACUUUGUGAAAGCAGCAGGUGGAGUGAAGGAUAUAGCUGUUUUUGUAGAUAUCAGUAUGGGCGACGUAUUCCUUUUUCGUAGUGUAAAAGAAAACAAGAGGAACAGAAGCAGUUCAGCAAAAGUCUUUAGCUCCCUGGCAUGGAGUUGGUAUACUAAAUCAUUUCGCUCUACAAGAGACACUGGAGAGGUCUACGUCUCUGGUGAGCCGUGUAAGCCUGGAGCUCAUUGUAUCACCCUCCAAAAACUUUAUGUGGAGGAGCAGAAGCUCUACAAGGCAGUCAAGGAGGAAGAGAAUGCCAGGGUGGAGCACCAUAGAAAAUCUUCAUCUCUAGAUAAACAAGAGGACGAGCACGAUUUGGCUAAAUCUGGAAAAACUCGUUCAGCAGUUGAAAGUUUGCAGUCUUACAUCUUAUCUCUGCAACAAUCAAUCUGUCAGUCUCACUCAACCAUAUUAAAGCUAAUAAACGAGGAGCUCCACCCUCAGCUGAUUGCACUAUCUUCUGGAUUGAUGCAUUUGUGGCAAACUCUGUACAACUGCCAUCAAGUCCAGAAUCAUAUAUCUCUGCAGCUGAAUCAUUUAGCAAAUCAGCAAAACACGGAAUUUAGUAGUGAAUACCAUCGGCAGGCUGCAGCUCAGCUAAAAACAGAAGUGACUUCUUGGCACAACAGUUUCUGCAAACUCAUAAAAUAUCAGCAAGAAUAUGUAAGAGCUCUCUGCAAAUGGACUGAACGGACUGACUGCCUUAAAGAUGUUGACGGAUGUGGUAACUCAUCAUUGGUGCAUGCUCAUGCCCUUGCUGAAGAAUGGCUGCUUGCACUUGAUAAAUUACCUGAUAAGAUGGUAUCGGAGGCCAUUAAGAGUCUAUUAUCAGCUGUUCACUCAAUAGUCUUGCAGCAGCACGUGGAAAUCAAUCUGCGUAAAAGAUCUGAUAAGCUAGGAAGAAAAUUGGAAAGGAAACUUACUUCUCUUUCAGAAGUGGAAAUGAAGUUCAAGGGCAGCCUCUCUACUGAAGAUAUAAAUUCUGCCUUGACCUCAAAGAACCAGUUACCAACUAGGCGUGCUAAACUCAAUGCCCUAAAGAGAAUAGUGGAUGAAGAGAAGGCCAAGUACUGUAAAUCUGUCCAAACGACCCAAACCAUGAUUCUGAACAACCUACGAACAAGCCUUCCCAACGUGUUUCAAGCUUUAAUGGUGUAUUCAAAUGCUUAUGCUCAGAGCUUUGAGGUCAUUCUUAGAAGUGCCUCAAUAGUGGGACAUGACUACUUGCACCCUGAAACUUGA
Fraxinus pennsylvanica is the source of this 1974-nucleotide messenger RNA. The record is from the annotation of a GenBank genome assembly. Lineage: Eukaryota; Viridiplantae; Streptophyta; Magnoliopsida; Lamiales; Oleaceae.